Tetrahymena thermophila SB210 is the source of this 1056-nucleotide messenger RNA. RefSeq lists its product as hypothetical. The record is from RefSeq and is a predicted model, not a curated record. The transcript has a single exon. Lineage: Eukaryota; Ciliophora; Oligohymenophorea; Hymenostomatida; Tetrahymenidae.
AUGCCACCUAAAACCAAAAAAGAAUUAGAAGCAGAGGCUCUACGUUUAGCAGAAGAGUAAAGAUUGCGUGAGGAAGAAGAAAGAAAGAGAAAAGAAGAAGAGAGAAAAAAAUAUGAAGUAAAAACACUAGAUACAGGACUUGAAUGCAUUUUUACUGAUUAUUAUGUAACUGAAUGCUUUGAAAACAGCAAUGAUCCUAGAUAAUUCACAAAAGAAUAUCUAUAAAGUUAUUAUUUCAGAGAUAAUAAUUAUUCUUAAAAUUUCAGAGAAAUAGACUGGAUUACUUUGAUAGAAUAUACAUUAUAUAACCUAAAUUUUGCUAAAAACGAAUUGAAUUUGACUAAUCAAUAGGCUAAAAUUUUUAUAAAUAUUAUGUUUGAUGUUUUAAGACUAAAUGAUCUUAAGUACACAACAUUUACUUUACCUAAAACCUAAAACGAAAGAGGGGAAGAGGUGGAUUUAGAAGAAAAAGAAAGAGAAAAGUAUAUUUCUUCUAAAGUUAGGUUAUAAGGUUAAAAAACAAAACAAAAAGAUUUCGAGCAUUUAAAAAACUUAUUAAUAAAUCACAGUGUAGACUAGCCACCUAAUAAAUUAAAAUUUUUCACUUCUGACUAGCUUUAAUAAAUGUUUAUUUAUGCAAAUAACAGUUAUUUUGCUCACUAUAAUCUGUAUUCUUAUAUUCAAAGAAAAGAGCAGCGUCAGGUUGAUAUAUUCUAAACAGUAUAUGUUGAUUAAAUGGUAGAUAUUCCUCCACUUGAGUAGGGUCUCUUUGUACCUAUUGAUAAAAAGGAUGAAGAGCAAUUAGAAAGAGAAAGAAGAUAAUUCUUGCAACAAUAAUUAGAAGAAGAAUAAGCUUUAGAAGCUCUAAAAAGAAAAUAGGAAGAAUAAGGCUAAGAAGAGGAAGAAGAACCUCUAGAUCCUAUCGCCUUAGAAAUUAUUAGAGAAAAAGUAAAAGAAACUGAAUAAAUUAUGUAACAAAAGCUCAUAGAUAGGCAGAAUGCUCUUAAUGAAAAGUUAUAAGAAUUAGAUAAGCCAAAAAAACCAGUCAAAAAAUGA